Molecule: messenger RNA, 4182 nt
Organism: Mizuhopecten yessoensis (Yesso scallop)
Lineage: Eukaryota; Metazoa; Mollusca; Bivalvia; Pectinida; Pectinidae
Exons: 17
Coding region: 376-2886 (836 amino acids)
Cellular component (GO): membrane
Source: RefSeq, a predicted model, not a curated record
CUGGCUUAUUCACUAACUGCUGAUCACUGAAGAUGUAUCAUAUGUACUGCGCUUUCCUCGUACAGCUUGGAAACCUUGUAGCCCAAACAGCUUUUUAUGGUCUGUCGUCACUCUAGUUUGAUGAGGACAAUAAACUGCUGGUCCUGUGUAAGUCUAUGAAGAACAUCUAUUACCAGAGGGUCAAACAGUGACUGUCCAGAUACAGCUGUCUGCCAACAUCAUACGUACUUGUACCAUUUUGGACCUUGGUUACUCCACAUAUGUUAUCUGUGUGAUUAAAUGGAAAUGUUUGGUGAGAGGUGGACUGUGGCUACGGAUUGACAGUAUCAUCAACGAUUCAGUGGAAGAAGAUGGAAGAAUGGAAGUAUUCGUCUAAUGGAUGGAAUCAUCGAGUAUAAGGGGCGCCUGGAGGUCUAUGAAAAUGGCAGGUGGGGCACUGUUUGUGACAAUGGGUGGAAGCAACAUAAAGAGAACGUCAUUGUUGCCUGUCGACAGCUGGGUUUCGCAACUGGAAAUUAUACCAGUAGGAGGGUGUACAACCGAAGAGACAAGAAAUUUUUGGUUGACAAUUUAAUAUGUAAUGGCCAGGAAAGAAGACUUGGUGCUUGUCAAUUUGAUGUACCUAGAUAUAAAAACUGUGCAGGGCGCGAUGACUCGGAGAUCAAUUUAUGGUGUGAUCGCCCGCCCUCCCCUGUUUUACCAACUAAAGAUGAUAUCAGACUGAUGAAUGGAAAAGAUGCGUUCGAAGGAAGGGUAGAAAUAUUCAGAGGAAACAAUUGGCUUUCCAUUUGCCAAAACGGUUGGGGAACAAACGAAGCGAGGGUUGUGUGCAAGCAACUUGGUUUCAAUGGCGGAAUAACAAAAUUUAAUGCUUUUUAUGGUCAAGGUUACGGCAUGCCCUGGAGAGUGAAGUUGACUUGUGACAGUACUAAGGAUAAGCUAAUCGAUUGCGAAGUACUUGCCGCAAUAUGUAUUCAAAGUUACACAGCAGGCGUUGUUUGUGAGGCACCAGUACCGUUUGGGUCAUUAUGUAAGCCCGAGGAGCGGUGUGAAGGAAACUCUGUAUGUGUCAUGUCACAACGGAGGCAACUAUGUCAGUGUUUGGAUGAGACUACCAUGUUCUGGGACAGUGCCCUGUCGACCUGCAAGAUGAAAUCGGGAUACAAUGCGUCAUGUCGACCUGGGAUACCGGACAAUUGUGCAAGUACACUCGUUUGUAACACAUACGGUAAUACAAGCAAGUGUUUGUGUUUACACGACAUGUUUUGGGACGACAGACAGACGAAAUGUAAACUAAAAUCGGGCUAUAAUGAGCCAUGUCGACCUGGCAUACCGGACAAUUGUGCAAGUACACUCGUUUGUAAUACAUAUGGUAAUGCAAGCAAGUGCUUAUGUUUACACGACAUGUUUUGGGACGACAGACAGACGAAAUGUGAACAAAAAUCAGGAUAUGAUGAGCCAUGUCGACCUGGCAUACCGGACAAUUGUGCUAGUACACUGGUUUGUAACACAUACGGUGAUCCAAGCAAGUGUUUGUGUUUACACGACAUGUUUUGGGACGACAGACAGACGAAAUGUGAACAAAAAUCUCUAUACAACGAGACAUGCUAUGCUUACAUGACUGACAGCUGUGGAAGUAACCUUGUGUGCAAUCAACAGUUCAACAACAGCAUAUGUCGAUGUUAUGACGAAGGACGCAUGUUUUGGAAUCCUGUAACGUCUGCAUGUCAAACCAAGAAACCAUACAACGACAUGUGUGCGACAUCGAGAGAAUGUCAAAGUAACUUGGGGUGUCGGUUAGAAACCGAUUCAAACAGAUGUCUAUGGGCUGAGCAAGGAUUUACUUUAUGGCAUGUUGGUGCCAAAAGUUGCUUUUCCGUUAACAAGCUGCAAGCUGACUUUAUCCAACUGGAAUUGGAGUACAACCAAGCUCAAACGCAUUGUGCUAAUGAAGUAAACGGGAGUUUUGCCACAUGGAACGACUUUCAAAUGGUGUUUGAAAACUGCAGGGAUAAUAUAGAAGACAUUUGGAUACAGACCAUGUCAGAAAUGCCAAACAAGAAUGAUACUUUGUGCCAGUUAGCAAGGAUGGGAGAUCGAUAUUACAACAUCAGCUGCUAUGAAAGACUUAAUUUUGUGUGCAUACAUGAACGUGACAACACUGAUAAUAUACCGUGCAAAGAUUUCCCAUUAGGAACACUGUCGCCCGAACACCUUACACCAUCCCGUACUGCGCUCGUUUUGACGAUUGUCAUUGCUCUAUUGGUAAUCGGAGCUGCGGUAACUGUUUUUAUAUUCAAAAGAAAACGAAAAAAAUAUUUCAAAACAUGGAAUUCAAACGGUCUCUCAGCAGGUGACGGAUUACAGGUUUUUCUCAAUAAUACAUACGAUACUAAUGCGCCCUUCAUUGAGAAUCCAUAUAUGGAAGUCAGUGCCGCAAACGAACCUGCUUACGCUAACAUAGCAACCAAGGCUGAAACAUUAGAACAUAGACAAGUGAAAACUAACAGAGACAACGUGAAUCAUUACACAGAGGUUCUAAGUUCUAAAUCAACCGGAUACAUUGAUAUGGAAGGCAGACUCCCUUUCCCGUCGACGAAUGUAACGGGUGAUGGCUACACCCGGUGUAACCCGUCUGCGAGUAAUGCUGCUACACGUGAUGACUAUAGCUUGUGUAGCGGUUCAGAAAUGACACCCGGUAUCUACAAUACAUUUUCUGACAUGAACAAAUUAUCAACUGAUCAUGAAACUGAAAAUCCAUACGAUCAUAUACAGCCCACAACAGAGGACGGGUACGGCGUUCUAAAUGGAUCAAAGGAAUUAAUUGCUAACGAAACUGAUGACGACAUAUCCGGACAUCGAAAUUCAUCAGAAUGUCCUCUUUAGUGGAACCUUUUCAAUAUCACUAUACAAUGUUUGGGUUUUGUAUUACAGUGUUAUAACUAGUUGAACGUACAUGUAUACUUCCUAGUUGUAUUUCGCAUUUCAUGACCUCUGCUUUAUUCACUCUCAAUUUAAGCUAUUCGUUAAAACUAUAUUUCAUUGUUAUACUGAUAUUGUUAUCAAGGGGGUAAAUCCUCUAGCAGGUGUAUGUUUAUCUGAAAAUGUUCUGCCCUCACCCCACUCAGUUGUAAUCGGUCUCGAGUCAACAGCGCUUAUGAUAUUAAAAAGUUGAUAUGGCUAUCAAUACAUGUAGGUAUUUAAGAAUUAUACGAUUAGAAAAUUGAUUUUAAGAAAUGCAUGUGCCUCUUGUAUCGGUUUCAUGAAAAAACAGUAUGGAAUGUUUAUACAGCAACUUUCUGGUCCUCCUCAACCAGGCCAAUUUCCCUAAUGUUUGACUCGGGUAAUACACCAUGUCUCGGGGAACUAAUAUUGCAGUCGAUAUUUCAAAGCUAAAGAUAUUUUCUGUAGUCUCUAUUCAUUUUGAUCAAUGGAAACUGGGGUUGUCGGGUGGCGCAGUGGAUAACACACUCAUCUUUUACCAAGCGGCAGGGGUUCGAUAGCCCGAUCGGACUUGAAAAGGUAUGUUCCCGACUACAUGGGUUUUCUCCAGGUAAUUCAGUUUCGUCCCACAUUAAGAUCCCCUGGUUCUUAUAUACGUUCUAACAAGAGUGAUUGAUGUAAGUUAAAAUAACUUGUUUCAUAAUUGUUGUAAAAUAGAUAACGUUUAUAUUAUAUAAAUGGAAAUUCAACAUAACAAAACAAUAUGCUGAGGUCAUGCUGAGCAAACUAACAGUUUCACGCUCCAUGAAAAUGUUCCUUAAAGAUGUACCGUUACUCAAGAGAAAAAACUUUCGAACUAUUGUGAACUAUAUGUAACCCAUUUAUAUGUUUUAGUACUUGAGUUCGUUCUGUUGUAAAUUUACCUUUGUGACCUGUUGGUUACGUAACUUUGUCCAGUGUAAAUGUACACGUGUUCUGUGGAAUGUGACCAAACCAGUCGGACGUGACUGUGACAUGAGACAACCUGAGCACAUAACACCUGCUUUGCAUGCAGGAAUUCUUAUCAUACCUAUCAACGUCACUUCCUUUAGGUAGCAGUGUACAGUAGCGUACGAUGGCCAUAGGUGAUAUUUUUGUACAAUGAAUAACCCCUGUAAUAUUACAUGUAUAAAAACUUUAAAAAAAACAGCUCUAAAAUUACAUAUGCAUGAUGAAUUGGACUAUGUGGGAUUCUCAUUU